This is a messenger RNA of Chenopodium quinoa (quinoa), 2617 nucleotides long. RefSeq lists its product as uncharacterized. The transcript is spliced from 13 exons. The record is from RefSeq and is a predicted model, not a curated record. Bases 472 to 2082 code for a protein of 536 amino acids. Gene Ontology annotation, biological process: retrograde transport, endosome to Golgi. Lineage: Eukaryota; Viridiplantae; Streptophyta; Magnoliopsida; Caryophyllales; Amaranthaceae. Gene Ontology annotation, cellular component: Golgi membrane; Ric1-Rgp1 guanyl-nucleotide exchange factor complex.
AGUUUAACUCCAAAAGACUAGACUUGAGAUAGACUCAAUUUCUAAAAAAAUGUAACCCAAUUUUUUAAAAAAAAAAUCUGCCCCAACUUAACCAAUUUGAAUGGUUGAACCCAAUUUAACUUUAAACAACCGCACAACACAAUGAUCCAAUACGACCCGACCUAAACACCCGAUUUGAUACAGGAGUAGUCCCUCAUUAAUUUAAUCCUAAAGUUGAGAUCUUGAAUUUCUGAUCAGAAUUUUGUUUUACUGCACUCACUUUGUCAGUUUGUUUUCUACUUUCCCUCAUUCAUCAUUAACAAUUCUUCAGAUUCAUCACACAAAUUUUUUCGUUGCAUUAUCAUACAUUAUACAAUUCCUAGAUUCACCAUUUUUUCUUUGUUAAUUUUCUAUCAUAUUAUAGUUUCAAUUACAAAUUUCAUUCGAUCUGUCCAAAUUAUCACAAACCCAGAACAAAUUUGGCAACAAAAAAUGCCGCCCCCCGAAAUUUCUCGGCGAUUUUCCCUAUUUGGGAUCGGAGAAUCGAGUAAUAAGCAAAGCUCAAUUGAUAGAAAAAGGGAAGAAUUGAUCCCAAUUUUGAAGCUUGAAACUGAUAAAAAUGUGUAUAGACCUGGUGAUGAGGUUUUGGUUACAAUUGAGCUUCAAAACCCUAGUGAUCCAAGCAAUUCCCAUGAAAUUACAAGUAGUUCUGAGCGUUCCCUUUUGUUAGAAAGGCUUGGUUUUGAGCUUAAAGGGGUUGAGAAGCUUGAUACUCAAUGGUUUACUGCUCAGAAACCGUUACCGGGUUCGAAACAGAGGAAGGGUGAGCAUGUGUUCUUGGAUUAUUCUACAACAUCAUUAGUCUCAAACCAGAUCAUUUCUUCUGGGGCUACUAAAAAGUAUGUGGUUCGAACGGUUUUGCCUAGCAUCAUACCGCCAUCAUACAGGGGUACAACAAUACGAUACUUGUACUAUGUUAGAAGCACUUUUUCUGGGCAAUGGUUGAUACUGGAAAAUGGCCACACAGAGAGUGAUCUGGCUCAUAAUAUUACUGGACUGGAAGCUCGUGUCCCCUUGAAAAUUUGGGUUACUCAACAGGCAAGUGGACUAACGAUUGAUGAAGAUCAAGCGGAUGGAAUUGUACCGGUCCAGACCAUUCAAACAGAUAUAUAUUGGAAAGAGCUCGAUGGGGAUUCGGAGUGGGUUAGGGCUAAUGAUAUAUAUGAUGGAGCUGAGGAAGGCUAUGAUAGUUCGAGGGACGAAGUUUUAUCUAUUUCUUCAUAUAAUCCAUCAAGAGACAGUCUUCACAAGUCAUUUGGCAGUUCACUAUCUCUACAAGGAUCGGCCUCAAGGUCCUUUAGAGAACCCCCCUUGCAUGCAGAAGCUGAUGAAGUUCUACAUAAUUCAAUUGGGGAUAUUUUGUCAUCCAAGAGUCCUUCUGUUAUCUCUCCAAGACUGCAAAGAGGAUAUUCAAAAACUUUUUCAAAAGAUGAAGAUGAAAAGGGACCAUCUUCUCCCAUCCAAACUACAGAGGCUGCUGCAUCAGAAAGCUCUAUGCGAGGCAGGUCUUAUAACAUCAAGCUUGAUGAUCAAGUUCUGCUCAGGUUCUCACCCAAGAAGUCAGAUUCAAAUUAUUAUUUCAGUGAUAUGAUAGGUGGGACCCUUACCUUUUUUCAUGAAGAAGGAACAAGGAGGUGCCUUGAGGUAUCGAUCACCUUGGAGAUUUCGGAGACUAUAAAUCGACGUUCUGUCCACCCUUCCCGGAAGAACUCCCCUACGCUUACAAAGGUUCACAGUGAUCAUCACGAGGUUGUUGCCGACUUGGUGCAGACUAGCUUUCUAUUUUCCAUUCCCAUGGACGGACCAAUGUCUUUUUCAACACCUCAUGUGUCUGUUCAAUGGGCUCUGCGGUUUGAAUUUUUUACCACUCCGAGGAAUAUUGACUGGAGUAGGUAUGGUCAUCCUCUUUUAGUUGAAGGGAGAGACAAAUGCGAGUGGUGUCUUCCAAUUAAUGUACAUGCACCUCCACCUGGAGCUGCUGCUGUUGCACACGCGAGACAUAGAAAGAACCUCUCUAGUGAGCCUUUUUGGGCUCGUGACUGAAGGUUCUCUCAAUUGAACAACCGAUGGAAAAUUUUCAGCGUGGCUAUAUACGAGUUAAGUAAUUCUGCUGACAGUUCAAGUACACGAGAUCUUCAUUGCUUGAAACAGGACAGCUAAGGUUAUACAACAUUGAGUCGGGAUUUACAUAUUACAAGCAGCUCGUACAUGACUAUCUCAGCAGGAACUUAUAUUGAAAUGUUCCCUUUUUUGGGGCUGUACUCUAUAGACACGAGAUCUUGAUCUUACCAUAAUACAAGUUUUAUACAUUUCUAUAAUGAUGUAAUCGUCGCCAACUCGCAAUCAGUUAGAACAGGGUUGAUAGCUUGGUGCUACGAUCAUUCUUUGAGAUUUAAACUGGUUAUUUGAUUGAACGGCGAUAAUGCCGUUUUUGAUUUAUUUUCUUUUUGGGUCUUCCUUUUGUGUUGAAACGAUUGACUUCACGAGUAGAAUCUUGGACUAUUGUAUGGUUUGUGUUAAAAAUCUGUUAAUUGUUGGUUGGUGUUAAUUGUAAAGUAUAAGCUUUAAUUAUGGCGUA